Messenger RNA from Pseudocercospora fijiensis CIRAD86, 825 nucleotides. RefSeq lists its product as uncharacterized. Gene Ontology annotation, biological process: cytosolic ribosome assembly; assembly of large subunit precursor of preribosome; maturation of 5.8S rRNA. The record is from RefSeq and is a predicted model, not a curated record. NCBI's taxonomy places the organism in Eukaryota, Fungi, Ascomycota, Dothideomycetes, Mycosphaerellales, Mycosphaerellaceae. Gene Ontology annotation, cellular component: nucleolus; preribosome, large subunit precursor; cytosol. Bases 1 to 741 code for a protein of 246 amino acids. The transcript has 2 exons. Gene Ontology annotation, molecular function: ribosomal large subunit binding.
AUGGCGGUCCGCGCCUCAUUCGAGAACUCCAACGAAGUCGGAGUCUUCUCAACCCUCACGAAUUCCUACUCUCUCGUCGCAGUCGGCGCAUCCGAGAAUUUCUACAGCGUUUUCGAAGCCGAACUUCAAGACGUCAUUCCCAUCUGCCACUGCACAAUCGCCGGCACGCGCAUUGUAGGUCGCCUCACGGCCGGAAACAAAAAGGGCCUGCUCGUACCCACAUCCACAACCGAUCAAGAACUCCAACACUUGCGAAACUCGAUACCAGACGAAGUCAAGAUCCAGCGAAUAGAAGAGAGAUUAUCAGCACUCGGGAACGUCAUUUGCGCCAACGAUCAUGUGGCGCUCGUGCAUCCCGACCUGGAGCGCGAGACGGAGGAGAUCAUCGCAGAUGUUUUGGGCGUGGAAGUUUUCAGGCAGACGAUUGCGGAUAACGUGCUGACGGGCUCCUACAUGGCGCUCUCGAAUCAGGGCGGUAUCGUGCAUCCCAAGACUUCGAUUCAGGACCAGGAUGAGCUUUCGAGUUUGCUUCAAGUACCACUUGUCGCAGGCAGUGUCAACCGGGGCAGUCCAGUCGUUGGUGCCGGGAUGGUGGUCAAUGACUGGAUGGCCGUGACUGGACUCGACACCACAGCCACAGAGUUGAGUGUGGUGGAGUCGGUAUUCAAGCUUGGCGAAGGAAUGGGGCCCAGCGCAAUCAACACGACUAACAAGGAAACUAUGGUUGAGUCCUUCUACUAGGUUUUCUUGCAGGGGUAUGCGGGUCUAUGAGCGUGGCGUUGGGGGAACUUAUACAGCAGGCAUAUUCACGACAUCAUGCCAAUU